Cucumis melo (muskmelon) is the source of this 1687-nucleotide messenger RNA. RefSeq names its product transcription factor bHLH121. The record is from RefSeq and is a predicted model, not a curated record. The coding region runs from base 241 to 1251 and encodes 336 amino acids. Gene Ontology annotation, molecular function: protein dimerization activity; DNA-binding transcription factor activity. Gene Ontology annotation, biological process: intracellular iron ion homeostasis. The transcript is spliced from 5 exons. Lineage: Eukaryota; Viridiplantae; Streptophyta; Magnoliopsida; Cucurbitales; Cucurbitaceae.
UCUUCUCCUUUUCCCCCCCUCUUGUUUUUGUUGUUGUUGUUGUUGUUGUUUUUUUUUUCUCUCUCUCUCUUUUCCCUUUAUCUCUCAGUUUCAUCUUUCCGGCGCUGAAUUUUCAUCCUCUGAUUGUCUUCUUCCCUUUCGUUUUCUUCGAUUUCCCUUUAUCUCUUGGAGAAGGUUUCAGAGGAAUUCAACUCUGAUACUCCUCGUUUGUUCUCUUUAAAUACCCUUUUUGGGACCCUUAUGGAACAGUGGAAGACCGGAGAUUUCUCUCAAUCUAGUGUACCAGCUGAUUUAGUUCCUUCCUCGUCUCUUCAGCCUCAGCCUCUUGCUGUGUCCUCCACUCGCCACCAUAGCAACCAGCUUACUGAAUCCAGGUUAAGAACAGAUGCAGAAGUAAAAGAUCCCAUAGCAGUGAGAAAAAUUCAAAAAGCAGAUCGUGAAAAAUUGAGGAGAGACAGACUGAACGAACACUUUCUUGAGCUAGGAAACACAUUAGAUCCAGAUAGGCCUAAAAAUGACAAGGCUACCAUCCUUACAGACACUAUCCAAAUGCUGAAGGAUUUAACUGCCGAAGUCAAUAGAUUAAAGGCUGACUAUGAAGCUCUUUCUGAAGAAUCACGUGAGCUAACCCAGGAAAAGAAUGAGCUUAGAGAAGAGAAGGCUUCAUUAAAAUCAGAUAUUGAAAAUCUAAAUGCUCAGUAUCAGCAAAGACUGAGGGUCAUGUUUCCCUGGGCCACAAUGGAUCCAUCGGUUGUCAUGGGGCCCCCAUAUUCCUACCCAGUUCCUGUUCCUGUUCCCCCUGGGCCGAUUCCCAUGCAUCCGUCAUUGCAGCCCUUCACCUUCUUCGGAAAUCAGAAUCCCGGCGCUAUUCCCAACCCCUGUUCCACAUUUGUCCCAUAUACUGCUGCUGCCAAUCAUCAUCAUCCGAUCGAUCAGCCAUCCGCCCAAUAUGCUUCCAACUCACAUAUAUCUAGCAAACAAGAUUCCAGAAGUAAAUCAUCAGAUCAGCACAGGCGUAGUAAUGUGGAAAGAUGUGAUGAAUCUACCGAUGUAGCCACGGACCUUGAACUUAAGAUGCCUGGAUCUUCAACACAGCAGGAUGCAUCCUCUGGAAGUAAGAAAGCUAAGCAGUCGCAAAGGAAAGAAAAAAGUGUCACGGAUUGUAGUUCUUCGAGUAGGUUUUCUUCAUCCCAAGUUCUUCAAGAUAGCUCCUCUAACAGCGUUGGCGACAUCCCAAAACAGAACAACUAAAUUCAAGGUCACUGUCCUCGUCGAAGUGAUCAAAUUCAAGAUUACUGUUCUCAUCAAAGUGAUUAAAUUCAAGGUUGUUCCUUCCUUCUCCAACCAAAUAUGCUUAAGUUCCCAUAUUAAAAAUGUGAGGAGUCAUUCCUCAUUCGGUAACUACUUGCCUUAACUAACUAUGGCCAUGAGUGAGAUGCGAGAUAUUAUGGCUGCUAUCGACAUCUAAUUUAACAUCAUUUCUCCGGUGCCCUGCAUACUGUUAUAGGCUGACAUUGACAUCAUUUCUCUGGUGCCCUGCAUUUAGGGAGUGGUUAAGUAAAAUGUCUGCUUGUAAAUAACUGUCCAUGUGCUCUGUCCUACUUGUUAUAAGACUAUUGCAUAGGCCAUUCAUAAUGGGAAAAAGUCCAAAAGCUCUCUAAGUGAAGCUGGAAAAUGCUUAUGUUCA